UAAAAAAAUGGUUUUUUGGGGUACCUAGGUUUUGGAGUGAUUACAAUACUUUUACACACGACCUGGGCGUGCGGAAAAGUAAUAUUUUACAUCGAAAAUGCUUUUACACAUUUGUAUAUGUACUUCCACGAAUAAAAUGAAUGAGAGAUGAGCCGAAAAUUUGAAUUGAGGCUUCGUGUCAAUUCAGUUAGUCAAACUUCAAUGUUUCUAUAACAUCUUUGCAAAUGAUCGCGUGUGGAUUCUUAUUUUGAUUGACUGGUUUGCAAUGAGUAAAUUACUAUAUACGUGUAAAACAAUGAUCACUUUUGAACUAUUGUUUUCCUGAACGUCCGCAAACACAGCAACAAUUUGAAUAGCAGAUUGAAAAGGUAGAAAUUAAUACAUAUAUAACAAAUCGGAAGCAUAAUACUCUGUAGAAUAGUCAAUGUGCUAGUUUGCUAUGAUUUCAUGUGGUUUCGUUUGAACUUAAGUUAAAUAACCUACAGGUUGCAAAUUGAGAUUAGUCUUGAUUGUGAUUUCAGGUUGGAAAGUACAUUCAAAAAAAAUGAUUCCGCAUUAUUCGUGUAAGCAUAUCAAUAGAUCGCAUGACUAUCAUAUUCAUUUCCACACAUAAUAUUCAUAAUUUAACGCAACAAAGAGAUGAUGAUAUUAUAUAGCCUAGUUUCAUACUAGGUAUGGCAUGAAUACCAUUUACUUGAAGCAUUUAGUGAUUCGUACAUUUUUAACAGUGAAGUUAAUAGGCGCUUCCAAACGAAUUCAACAAAACAUACUCGGAAUAAGUAAAAAUGAACGUAGCAAAUGAAAAAACUGAGAAUAUUGAACAUCCAUACGAGAAAGCAACCAUUCUGGCACGUUGGACAUUUUGGUGGCUAAAAGAUUUAUUCAAACUUGGAUUGCGCAAAUCGCUUGAUGCAUGCGAUAUUUACGAUAAUUUGAAAGAAAAUGAUUCAGCUGGAUUGAAAGUGGACUUCGAAGAUAAAUGGGAAAAGGAGAAGAAACGAGAAAAAAGGAAGCCACGAAUUUUAAAUGUGAUAUGGAGAAUAAGUUUAUCAAAAACACUCGGUUUCAGUGUUUUGUACUCCCUCAUCGAUAUUUUGCUUAGAGUCGUACAAUCUCAAUGCAUUGGUGGGCUUGUUCUAUAUUUUUCGAAAUCCGGUACUGAAUCACAUACAUCGGUACACUGGUAUGCAUUUGGACUGAUUUCAUGCGCAUUUUUAUCCAGUUCCAUCACAAACCCAUUUUUGAUGUAUACAUAUCAAAGGGGUUUGCACAUUCGCAUUGCACUUUGUUCAAUGGUUUACAGCAAGGUUUUAAAAAUGCGAAAAUCAUCUGCGUUGAAUGGUUCUAGUGGAAAAGUGAUAAAUUUGUUAUCAUUUGAUACCUAUCGAUUUGAUACCGCGGUGUCACUGCUCCAUCACCUUUGGAAGGGGCCCAUUGAAGUUCUCAUCUUUGGAUAUAUCCUUUACAAUGAACUUGAUUACUACGGCUGGAUUGGUGUUGCGUUCAUUAUGUGUUUCAUUCCCAUUCAAAUUACAAUGGGAAAAAUGAUAGCGAAAUUUCGUUAUCGCGUGAUCAAACAAACCGAUGCGCGUAUUCGUACCUUGAAUGAGAUUCUACAAGGCAUUCAGACAAUUAAAAUUUUUGCGUGGGAACGACCGUUUAUAAAUAUGGUUCAGAAAAUCAGAAAGAAAGAACUUCAAUCUAUUCGUGGUGUCUUCAUAGUGCGUGGAGUGUUGUGCAGUUUUUCGAUCAUAUCGCGACUAGCGAUAUUCUUAACACUAGCCUCAUAUGUUUGUUUUGGCAAUGUUUUCACUCCACGCCAAGUAUUUGUGGUCACAUCUUGCUACAAUUUCUUGUAUGAUUCCAUGUUGUACUUCUGGACUGUGUCCGUGACAUCUCUUGCCGAGUGUUUUGUGUCUAUGAAGCGUAUUGAAAACUUCCUUCUUUUGCCCGAAGGGAAACCGCUCAAAUCUGAAAAAAUAAAUUUCGCAUUCAGUUCGGAUGAUAGUUUGGAAAAACACUCGAAUGUGAUGAUAUCCUCUCACAAAAUAGUCCAAGUCAAUGAACAUUCACAAGCUAAAUGUGUUAUAUUCAAAAAUAUCACAGCCAAAUGGAGUGCUGAAAAUCAAUCUGGCAUCAUUGAUAUGGACUUUGAGAUACAUGACAAACAAAUGAUUGCUAUAAGUGGUCCAGUUGCCGCGAGCAAGUCAACAAUUUUACUUGUUAUGCUACGUGAACUGGAAAUUGACAGUGGUGAGCUCAUUGUAAACGGAUUGAUUAGCUAUUCACCUCAGGAACCAUGGGUCUUUGAUGCAACCAUAAGGCAGAAUAUUUUGUUCAAUGAACCCUUUGACAGCGAACGAUAUCUCGAAGUGAUUCGUGUUUGCAGUCUUGAACGGGAUUUACAAUCGUUGCCGGCUGGCGAUUUAACAAUGGUCGGUGAAUCCGGGAUAUGCCUCAGCGGUGGUCAAAAAUCGCGCAUAAAUUUGGCCAGAGCAAUUUACAGAAGGGCCGAUAUUUAUUUACUCGACGAUCCUCUCUCAGCAGUAGACACUGCUGUUGGGAAAUAUAUUUUCAACAAUUGUAUAAAAGACUUUUUAAGAGAUAAAAUCUGCAUUCUAGUCACACAUCAGGAACAAUACAUAAGCGCUUCAAAUCGUACUAUUUUUAUUCAAAAUGGAAAAUGCCAAAAAAUCACUCAGAACAAACCGUUCAAUCAAACAGAUAUCAAUGCAGAAUCGAAAAAAUAUUUGAAUAAGGUGCAAAUCUCACACGAUCUUAAUGCGGCACACACUGAGCAAGUAAAGAGUCGGCAAGAACAUCAAUCAAUCGGAUCGAUUAGUGGGAAUGUAUACAAAUCAUAUGUGGAAUCUGUUGAAAGUCCAAUUUUAAUCACAGUUGUGAUAGGAUUAUUUGUGAUUGGUCAGAUGCUAAUCAGUGGCAUUGAUUUCGUUGUUUCGAAAUGGGUGAAUUGGGAAAUCGAUUUGGCUACUCACGACUACGUUAUAUCAAUGAAAAUAGCAAAUAUUACAUCAAAAGACACUGGAUCCAUUAAAGCCCACCGAAUCAAAUUUUUAUACCUCUAUGCAUUGCUAAUUAUUGCCGCGUUGUACUUAGUGUUUCAACGAGCAUUUACACUCUAUAUAUUCUGCUUGAGAGCCGCGCGUCGAAUACAUGAUAGACUGCUGCAAAGUGUAUUACAUGCCAGCAUGUAUUUUUUCAAUAUAAAUUCCUCCGGGCGUAUAAUCAAUCGAUUUUGCAAAGACUUAUACGAUGUCGAUUAUUACUUGGCCCUUGUUUUGUACGAUGUAACACUGCUAUGCCUUCAAUCUAUUAUGUCAUUGGUUUUGGUGUCACUGACCAAUACUUGGGUGGCAGUAGCAACACUUGGAAUGAGUUUUGUGUUUUAUGGAAUGCGACAUAUGUAUGUUAGUUCAGCAAGAUGCCUCAGGCGGUUAGAAGCACUAGGAAGGAGCGCCAUCAUAAGCCAUACAAACGCUACAAUAAACGGAUUGUGUACGAUCCACGCGACCAAAUCAGAGGCCGUACUCCUCAAAGAAUUCAAUUCUUUGCAAAACCACAACACUAGUGUUGGUUAUAUUUUCAAGGCCUCAACUCGGGCAAUAGCAUUUUGGCUGGAACUCCUGUGUGUACUCUAUAUGACCGUUGCAAUUGUGAUAUUUUUAGUACUUGACAAAGAAAUAACGGGCGGAAAUGUGGGUCUAGCAAUAACUCAGAUUUUGAGUUUAAUAUCGUUAAGCCAGUGGGGUGUUCGACAAACGGCUGAACUCGAAAAUAAUAUGACUUCCGUUGAACGAAUUAUGGAGUAUAUAAAUUUGCAGCCAGAAGAAGACAAAGCACAUGAUGAUUCAAUUAGUAAACCACCUGAAAAUUGGCCGGCAAAUGGCGUGAUUGAAUUCAUAAACGUGUCUUUGAAAUACACCGAAAAAGGAGAUCGUAUUUUGAAUUCGGUAAACUUCAAAGUCCACGCCGGUGAAAAAGUUACGAUUUGUGGCCGAACUGGUGCCGGCAAGACCUCUAUAGUGAAGGCAUUAUUCCGAAUGGCGUACAAUGAAGGCUUGAUCAAAAUCGAUUCCGUAGACAUUUCCACAGUUCCUUUGAACACAUUACGUUCGAGCCUCUCUAUCAUACCACAGGAUGCAACUCUAUUCUCAGGAACAAUAAGAGAAAACUUGGAUCCAUUCAAUGAACAUUCCGACGACGAUCUUUGGCGGGCACUUGAUCAGGUAGAGCUCAAAUCCAUAAUUCGUGUUUUGCCAAAUGGUUUGGAUGAUGAUGCUCUGAGUGGUGGACGUAAUCUCAGCGCCGGGCAACGCUCACUCUUCUGCUUGGCACGGGCCAUUCUACGGAAAAACAAAAUCCUAAUAUUAGAUGAAGCAACAGCGAACCUUGACAUUGCAAUGGAUUAUUUGUUACAGAAAACGAUUCGCAAGCAUUUUUCCCAUUGUACCGUGCUGACUAUCGCACACCGGCUGCACACAAUCAUAGCAGAUAGCAGUCGAAUUCUGGUUAUGGAUGCGGGAAAAGUUGUGGAAUUUGAUCAUGCCCAUCGCUUACUUCAGAAUAGUGAUGGUUUUCUGACGAAAUUAGUCAACGAAACUGGACCAACCGAUGCUCAAUAUUUAAAAGAGAUUGCUCAACUAAGUUAUGAAAAAAAAUCAAACGGAAUUUGUGAAAUAAGACGUCGAUAAUAUUUCGAGAAAAAAAAAUCUAAUGAAAAUGAAUAAAAUGUAAAAUGUUUAUAAAUACCACCAAUAAUAUAUAUAUUAUUACAGUU
Sitodiplosis mosellana (orange wheat blossom midge) is the source of this 4798-nucleotide messenger RNA. RefSeq names its product probable multidrug resistance-associated protein lethal(2)03659. The transcript is spliced from 13 exons. The record is from RefSeq and is a predicted model, not a curated record. Gene Ontology annotation, cellular component: membrane. The coding region runs from base 786 to 4712 and encodes 1308 amino acids. Gene Ontology annotation, biological process: transmembrane transport. Gene Ontology annotation, molecular function: ATP binding; ATP hydrolysis activity; ABC-type transporter activity. Lineage: Eukaryota; Metazoa; Arthropoda; Insecta; Diptera; Cecidomyiidae.